UGGGAUCAAUCACCAAAAAGCCCAUAUAAAAAUACCCAUUCAAAACCUUCAAUCACACACCUCUUCUCUUUUCCCAUCUCUCUCUCUCUCUCAAAAUGUGUUCAUCUCUCCCCCUCUCUUUCUUCCUCCUCCUCUUCACUUCCACCCUCUCGCCGCCGUCCACGGCGGCCCCCACCGGCGAGACGUCGUUUGUCUACGGCGGCUGUUCUCAGUCCAAAUACACUCCGGGCUCAACCAUCGAGUCAAAUCUCAACUCCCUCCUCACUUCUCUCCUCAACUCCGCCUCCUUCACUCUCUACACAAACUUCACUGUCGCCGGCGCCAGCGACGGCGACACCGUGUACGGCCUGUACCAAUGCCGUGGCGACCUCGAGAACAUGGCCUGCGCCAAAUGCGUGACGCACGCUGUGGCCCAGCUCGGUUCGUUAUGCCUUGACGCGUGCGGCGGCGCCUUGCAGUUGGAGGGGUGUUUUGUGAAGUAUGACAAUGUGAGCUUUUUGGGAGUGGAGGACAAGACGGUGGUGGUGAAAAAGUGUGGGGCGGUGAUGGGGUAUGAUUCCGGCGGGUUGGCUAGAAGGGAUGCUGUGUUGGCAUAUUUAGCGGCGGCCGACGGCACUGGUGGGUAUCGGCCGUUUAGAGUGGGUGGUUCUGGGGAUGUUCAAGGGGUGGCGCAGUGCGUUGGGGAUUUGGAUGCCAUGGAGUGUCAAGACUGUGUUGCGGCCGCGGUCGGCCGACUUAGGACGGACUGUGCCGCAGCGGGGUGGGGCGAUGUUUUCUUGGGGAAAUGCUAUGCUCGAUUCUCCCAUGGCGGUGUUCGGCCUCAUGGUGGCAGUGGCAGUAGCGGUGGCGGAAAUGAUGGUAGAAACGACGACGUUGAGAUUGAGAAGACGUUGGCAGUAAUAAUUGGACUAAUUGCUGGGAUUGCCUUCAUUGUUGUUUUCCUCGCUUUCCUCAGCCAUUAUUGUGACAAACGAAAAGGUGGCAAAUGAUGUCGAUUUUCCCAUGGAUGAUUCUAGAAUCAAAUUUCAUCCAACAUCUUCUUUUGAAAUUUAGCUAUGGCUAAUUUGCUGGUGGAUUCUUCUCUUUAUAGUAAAAGAAAAGGAAAAAAAAAAAAACAAAACAAAAUCCUUUUUAGUUUCUCCAUCUCUUGUUAUUCUCUCUUUAAAAGAAAACCACACAGCUUGAGAGUAUAUAAAAAGAAGUGAUGUUGCAAUGCUAUAAAAAGGGGUUGGUUCAUUGAAAGAAAGCUACAACAACAAAGAGAAAAAAGCUCAAAAGAUUCGACAUGUCGGACCCACUCAACUUCAAGUUUUAUCUUCAUAUCAAUUAAUUACAUCUUGCUUUUUUUUUUUUUUUUCCCUUUUUUCUUUCCACUAUUGAUAUAUUAAUUGAGAAUUAAUAUAUAUUUGAUUGAAUGCCCUUUUCUUUUAUGGGAAAAAGAAAAGAAAAAGAAAAGAUGUACUAUGGGAUGUGUGUUUCUUUGUGGGUAUGAUGAAAGUUUCUCUUGUCUCUACUUUAUAUUAAUGUUGGUAAUUAAUUAAACAUUUUGCUA
This is a messenger RNA of Benincasa hispida (wax gourd), 1552 nucleotides long. Its product is annotated as plasmodesmata-located protein 6-like. NCBI's taxonomy places the organism in Eukaryota, Viridiplantae, Streptophyta, Magnoliopsida, Cucurbitales, Cucurbitaceae. Gene Ontology annotation, cellular component: plasmodesma. Gene Ontology annotation, biological process: defense response to bacterium. The record is from RefSeq and is a predicted model, not a curated record.